Molecule: messenger RNA, 1257 nt
Organism: Ramularia collo-cygni
Lineage: Eukaryota; Fungi; Ascomycota; Dothideomycetes; Mycosphaerellales; Mycosphaerellaceae
Exons: 7
Coding region: 1-1257 (418 amino acids)
Molecular function (GO): metal ion binding
Source: RefSeq, a predicted model, not a curated record
AUGUGGCAGAGUAAAGCACAGGCUAGUGAACAGGCUCUGGUAGCAUCAAAGCAGGCAUCGGGUUCGCACAAUUUCAUCCUGGUCCUAAUAGACGGCGACGGGGCUAUCUUUCAAGAUUAUCUCUAUGCCAUGGGCAAAGAUGGCGGCGCUGAAGCUGCGCACCAGCUCCACUCUACGGUCCAGCAAGAAGUCAAAGCAACAUAUCCAGACGCCAUUUCCGACUGGAGUAUAGUGGUUCAAGUCGUUCUAAAUCUUCAAGGAUUAGCAACAAAACUACAGAGUCUAGGCAUCAUUUCGAACGCCAACGAACUGGCUGCGUUUGGUAGAGCCUUGGGACUCGCACAGCCUCUCUUCAACAUCAUCGACGUUGGAAAUGGCAAGGAGCGUGCUGACCACAAAUUGAGAGAGAUGCUCCGUCUAUACCUUCCAAUCUCCCAGGCAAGCAUGUGUUCUUCGCGCAUUGCCAUGACAAUGGAUAUCUUACCGUAUUCGAACAAUACCGCCGUUGCAUCUCGUCUGACACUGAUUGAGACUCGACCCGCCGAACCUGGAUUUAGGCAGUUGGGGUUCAAGAUGUGCUCCAUGAGCCAGGUAUUUCGAUCAAGCGACUUGCCCAUGUCCCGUCAGACGCUACAACCACCUGCUGCAACCACAAUGCGGACGCCAAUGAGCACACACACCAAUGCGAUGCCAUUCAUCCCAAAACCUGGAAGUCCAGCCCCAUCGACCGAGUCCGUUACUUCUGCAGGCGGGUCUACAUGGGGGACAGUCGCAAAAGGUAGCGGCUUGAACGCGAACAAAUUCAUAAGUAUUGCGUCCAAAAAGACACCAGCUCGUCGCUUCAUACUGUUGAAUGUAGACGACGAGCGACUGGACGAAGAGCUACCGAGGACCGAUCCUGGCGCAGAAGGUCGCUACGCCAAGCGCAUGGAAGGACAAGGCAAAUGCUGUAACAGCUACCAUCUCACCGGGAAAUGUUCAGCAGGAGACUAUUGCGACUAUGUGCAUGGCGAGAAGCUGACGAAAGGAGAGGUGUUGGUGCUCAAGCACAAGGCGAGGUCGCGCAGCUGCCCCCAGAGACUCUGGUGUCGCGACAUUGAUUGUGCAUACGGACAUAGUUGCAAGUUUGGAGACAACUGCUACUCCGACGCCUGCUACUUUGCAGACUCCCAUGGUAUGAAUAAGGAACCCGCGAAGCGAUACUUCGAGGAUGGUACGGAGGAGUGGAUGCCUUCGUUCCUGAACAAGACUCGAUAA